Molecule: messenger RNA, 2699 nt
Organism: Syngnathoides biaculeatus (alligator pipefish)
Lineage: Eukaryota; Metazoa; Chordata; Actinopteri; Syngnathiformes; Syngnathidae
Gene: colgalt1a
Product: collagen beta(1-O)galactosyltransferase 1a
Exons: 12
Coding region: 870-2699 (609 amino acids)
Molecular function (GO): procollagen galactosyltransferase activity
Source: RefSeq, a predicted model, not a curated record
AAAAUGAAUGCAAGAAAAACAAGUAGCAAGGUGGGUAUUUUUGUUAAAGUUUUAACCAUAAUGAAGUUAGAGUGACUGUACGUAGCUGUGUGACUUUAAAUAUAUAAUACAAGAAGCACAAUAACCUUUUCUUCACCCUUUAAAAGACAUUUUAUUGGAAUUCAGAUCUGUAAAACUCAAUUUCUAUUCCAGGCUGCAUAAUCGUUAUCGUUUUCCUCAGUGUUGUUGCUAUGAUUGUUAUGCACAACAUAUUUUUAACAACAUUUUGGAGCAGAAGGUACGGCAAGUGAUGAGAAGUCGCCAAACAUAAAUACAGGCCAUCCCAAAAUUCACAAUAUAUUUUCUUUUCUUCCUUCAUUUUGUAUUUCAUUCAGAGCGAAUGUUACCUACAAUUACACAAUAAGAUGUACAUAUCUGGAAAUUGUUUGAUUUCUAUGAAUGAUGGGUUUGGUGAAAAAGAAAAUUGCAAUUUUGGUAAGGAUAUUUAAGACAGAAUACAGAGAACAAAUACAUUUUGCAAGAAACAAAGUUUGAAGUGUGCGGGUCAACAUAAUGAAAUGUUUAAUGCACGGACACAUUGUGCAGGGUGCCAAAUCCUUAUUGAGUCACUAGAAUUUGAGGCGUUGAUGCAGGACGUGUUGAAAUCUGUCGCGUCUUCCUUGGGCCCAUCCCCUUUAACGUGACACCCUCCUCCCCUUUAAAUCAUAACUUUGCAGUUUCAGUUGAGUACACCCCCCCCCCCCCCCCCCAUCGCCCGCGCUGCUCAUGCGCACAACGUCCUCACUGCACCGUGUGCGCAGCACCAUCCGCCCCUCACCUUUAUUUAUUUUGUCCCCCUCCCGUUCCGCUUUCCGUGCGGAGGAAUCACCAUGACGCGCGGCGUGCUCGUCGCCGCGCUGUGGUCGCUGCUGUCCGGCUUCUGCACGCCCUCCCUGGGCUACUUCGCCGAGGAGCGCUGGAGCCCCGAGUCUCCUCUCCUGGCUCCCCGGGUCGUCCUCGCCCUCAUCUGCCGCAACUCUGAGCACUCGCUGCCCUACGUGCUGGGAGCCGUGGAGCGGCUCGACUACCCCAAGGAGCGCAUCGCCGUGUGGGUGGCGACUGAUCACAACGAGGACAACACCACGGCCGUCCUUCGCGAUUGGCUCGUCAGUGUGCAGAAUCUUUACCAUUAUGUGGAGUGGAGGCCCAAAGAGGAGCCCAGGCACUACGAGGACGAAGAGGGUCCCAAGGAAUGGCCGGACCCUCGUUACGAGCACGUCAUGAAGCUGCGGCAAGUUGCGCUGGAGUCGGCCCGCGAGAUGUGGGCCGACUACUUCAUGUUGAUGGACUGCGACAACGUGCUCACCAACCCGAACGUCCUCUGGAGUCUCAUGAGCGAGAACAAGACGGUCAUCGCGCCCAUGCUGGAUUCCCGUGCGGCCUAUUCCAACUUUUGGUGCGGAAUGACCAGCCAGGGCUACUACAAGCGCACGCCGGCCUACAUGCCGGUGAGGAAGCGCGUGCGGAAGGGCUGCUUUGCCGUGCCAAUGGUGCACUCGACCUUCCUGAUCGACCUCCGGAAGGAGGCGUCCAGGCAGCUGGCCUUCCACCCGCCGCACCCGGAGUACAACUGGCCCUUCGACGACAUCAUCGUGUUUGCCUACUCCGCUCGCGUCGCAGACGUGCAGAUGUUCGUGUGCAACCGAGAGACGUACGGCUACGUCCCCGUGCCGCUGCGGGCUCACAACACGUUGCAAGACGAGGUCGAGAGCUUCGCGCAUUGCCUGCUGGAGGUUAACGUACGACAUCCCCCGGUGCUGCCGUCCAAUAAGAUUCCCGCUCCCUCCAAGCAACCGGACAAAAUGGGCUUCGAUGAGGUUUUCAUGAUCAACCUCCGGAGGCGCAGCGACCGCAGGGAGCGCAUGCUGAGAGCGCUCCACGAGCAGGAGAUUGACUGCAAGAUCACUGAGGCGGUCGACGGAAAGGCGUUGAACAGCAGCGAUGUUCAGGCUAUGGGCAUCCACAUGCUCCCCGGGUACAGCGACCCGUACCACGGCCGCCCGCUGACCAAAGGAGAGCUGGGAUGCUUCCUGUCGCACUACAACAUCUGGAAGGAGAUCGUAGAGCGCGGCCUGCUGACCUCACUGGUGAUCGAAGACGACCUGCGCUUCGAGAUCUUCUUCAAGCGCCGUCUCAUGUACCUGAUGAGCGAGAUCGAGGACGAAGGGCUCGACUGGGAUCUCAUCUACAUCGGCCGCAAGCGGAUGCAAGUGGACCACUCGGAGAAAGCCGUGCCCAACGUCCAUAACCUGGUGGAGGCCGACUAUUCCUACUGGACUCUGGGUUACGUGAUAUCUUUGGAAGGCGCCGAGAAGCUGUUACGGGCCGAGCCUUUAAAGAGGGUGCUGCCGGUCGACGAGUUUCUACCCAUCAUGUACAAUAAACACCCAGUGUCCAAUUACAUGGAGCAGUUCGAGACCCGCGACCUGAAGGCCUUCUCGGCCGAGCCCCUCCUGGUGUACCCCACCCACUACACGGGAGACUCUGGCUACAUCAGCGACACGGAGACGUCCACCGUGUGGGACGACGACAAGAUCCUGACGGACUGGGACCGAGGACGCUCGGGCAAAACUCACGAGCAGGCCCGGCUCAGCGCCGAGGCCCAGAACUCGGACGUGCUGCAGUCGCCGUGGGACAGCGCGGCGCGGGACGAGCUAUGA